Folsomia candida is the source of this 2258-nucleotide messenger RNA. RefSeq names its product flocculation protein FLO11-like. The transcript is spliced from 3 exons. The record is from RefSeq and is a predicted model, not a curated record. Bases 627 to 1976 code for a protein of 449 amino acids. Lineage: Eukaryota; Metazoa; Arthropoda; Collembola; Entomobryomorpha; Isotomidae.
CUAUUUGUUCGUGGGGAUGACGUUCUCACAUUAUUUGCACAACUCUUUAUUGCACCACGACAUCAUUUCUAUUUAAUACAGCGUUUCAUUGAAUUUAAGCCUACGAGGUGAGAGACUGGACCCUUUAUUAUUUUCUCCCGAGCCGGAUCCCUUCGUCCCUUGGCAGGGUGGGAAAGUGGGAACAGAGGCUGAGAUCAGCUUCCUUCGGGUGUGGGCCCUUCUGCCUGCACGUGCCUACAAAAUGGAAGCAUCGGAUUCCUUUUUCCCAUGAUGGGGGAUGCGAGGCGACAUAUGACCUAACUUUGCUUACUAUCUACUCUUCUCCGUCCCUCAGUUGCGACGACGGAAAGACCUUAUUUAUUUUAUUCCUACACAGCACAGGUUAUGUAAACUGGGAAUACUUUCUGCACAUAAUAUUAUUUGAUAUUAUUUGAACGAACUCAGAUUUUUUUCAAAAUUUGAUGUUUUCUCAUGAACCCCUACUAUUGUGCGGUUUUGAAAAAUAAAAAUUUUUGGAAAACAUUGUCGCCGAUUUUCGUAUUUAAAGGUUUAGGGUGUAUUAGUAAUAAUGAGUAAUAAUUAGUUGUAAUUGGGGCACUUUGAGACAUUUUCGGGUUUAUAGUGCAAUGAACUCUGCAACCUCUGCAUUCUCCACCAUCCUGCUGCCCUUCGGUCCUCAUGACUCUCACCUGGCAAUUUCUCUUGACAACAUCAUCUUCCUGGCGCGUCAUCACUUAUCAUCCCAAAUCUUUAGGGCGGUUAAAAUGACAGCGACACAGGCCUCUCAAACCACGUAUUGUUCUGGAUGUGAUGAAUUAAAGGAAACUGUGGCAAAGUUACAGCAGCAAUUAUGCAAGAUGGAAACGAUUUCGUCCGAUUUAGUCCGGGGUUUAACCUGUCUCAAGAGUUUAAUAGUACCACCAACCCCUCCUCACAACUACGACUCGGAUGCAUCAAUAGAUCUGGAGUUUGAAUAUCCGAAUUUCAACAAAAACUCAAAAGAGACUGAACCAUCUUCUUCUCAAGAUGCUGACAAUAGAUUGAAUGAUAUCUUCGAGAUUCCACAUCAGCAAAUUUCUCAAAUGUCAACGCAAUCAAUUCCAGACAAAGAUUCGCAACCGUCUCCAUCCAAGAGUCCCACCACCCCGAAAACUAAUCAAGUAGCAGUAGAACCAGAGCCAGAAACUUUACGAGUUCCAGAAACUAAAGUCUCGUCACCUGCCGUCUCGACGUGUACGAAUCAAGAUAAGGGAUCUUCUUCGCCAAAAGUAGUGCCUUCAACUACUAUUCCAACUAACUCUACCCCAUCCGUUGCACCGCGCUUCACAAUGUCACAAGUAGUUUCUAAGAUGUUUGAUAUUCCGCCAUUUAAGAAUGGAGGCAACAAGUACAACGCCCCCUCAACGUCCACCGCCGCCACACAGGACAAUUCAGACAUUACAACAGUAAAAGUUUCUUACACUCCGUCCACCACGGUACCAAUUAACUCGUCAACUAGACCAAAUAUUUUGGGUCGAGUGUCGCAAAAAUCAACGUCCUUACAACGAGUUACUACUACUACAACCACUCCAGUGACCUCGGUAGUGAUCCCCUCCGUUGCACCACGCUUCAUCAUGCCGACAAAUGUGGAAUACUGCUCUACUACCGAUGGCAACAAGGAUAAGCCUCAAAGUCCUCGUUCUCCACCACCAUCCUCCCUUCCGAACCCAAUAUUAACCAACGCCACUACGACCCAUGAAAAGGAGAUGACCCAAUACCCGCCCAAGUCUCAAGCUGUGUUGAUCACAUUUUCAAAGAAGAGAACACAAACGCGGAAAAAUAAAGCAAACAAACAACGAAAAGUGCUUGGUUAUCAAAUGACCCCCAAGGUACGAAAAGUCUUUCUCUGUUACGAUUGUGGCGAAUCAUUCCCGUCAAAACCGAGGCUUUACAGCCACCAAAGUGAAACUCAUGAAGUCAUAAUGUUGGAUGAUUAGUGAGUUAUAAUGUAUAAUGUUUUUUCUCGUUUUAAAGUUUACUGUUCCAGAAUAGAUUGUGUUAUGUAGGUAAGUUAUGAUUAACAACAUUGACAAGUUGAUAUAUUUAUAUACAUUCAAGUUCUUUUGGAUAUCCAAAAUUAACAACUUUUACCAUUAUCUUGUCAACCCCGUUUACAGAUUAAUAAAUGAAUUUCUCGAAAAACAAAUCCGAAAAUCCAAAGAAUGCGAGAUUUCUUUCAAAUCAGGAAUGAAACGGGCACGCGUCCAUAAAACAAAUGC